This is a messenger RNA of Cucurbitaria berberidis CBS 394.84, 472 nucleotides long. RefSeq lists its product as uncharacterized. The record is from RefSeq and is a predicted model, not a curated record. Lineage: Eukaryota; Fungi; Ascomycota; Dothideomycetes; Pleosporales; Cucurbitariaceae. The transcript has 2 exons. Bases 137 to 472 code for a protein of 111 amino acids.
GCGAGGGAGUGCGAAUAUAUAAACAGCUACGAUGGCGCCAUUAUACCCGUCUUCAUCGCAAUUCAACUGGAUUCAAGACCAGCCAAUACGAACAUCUUCAUAAAUUUGAGUCAAUCAGUCAGCCUACUUGCCCAUAAUGCUUCCCAUCAAAACCCUCCUCGCGACUCUUCUCCUCGCCGGCAGUGCUUUCGCCGUCCCAGAGCCCAUCGACGACCGCUCAGUCGAGCACGCCGUCCGCGACGCUUCCGCCAACCCCGAAGCUGAGCCAGAGGUAGCCAAUCUCGCCAAACGAGCAUGCAAGUGCACCAAAGUGAAGAACGCAGGCUUGUACUGUGGCUACUGUGCCGCCGUCAUCUCUGGGUGGAAGCAUGACAAUGUUUACUGGUGCAAUAAGGCUGGUGGUUGCGAUGACUUGGGUAGAAGGACGAGCUGUGUGAAGACGGAAGGGCCGUGUGAUGGACGGGAUAGCUGA